ACCACCACACUUGCAGACCUGCAGGAGACAGGCUGUAUAUCUGCCAGUACUGUUGCCUGAAAAACAGAGGUCAGUUCCGCUUCCUAAAAAAAGAAAAAUCCUCCACUCCCUUCCUCACUCUAGAAUUUUUGAACUGAGAGUUUCCCUUUUAAUUUAUUCACCACCUAUAAACGGUACGGAUGAUGAAGAUGCUGGAAGAGGAGGAAGGCUGCUACUCUGCUGAAAUGAUGCUCGGCUAUUAGGAAGAGAAACCAGUCAAGACACAUACAUCAGAGAGAGCCUUGUCUAAAGAUUCAGUGUCAGCAACAACAAUUCUGAUCACCUACCUGUAACGGUCUACUGACAUGCCGCAGACCUGGAAAGGCAGCUUCAAGCAAUUUCUGCUUCAAGCAUUGCAUAGUGCCCUUACUUUUACAUUGUUACAUGAUACAAAACAAGAGUUCACUGACCAUAGAAUCACCAUAUACUUGGAUUCUGCAGUGGCUGUCUGCUUGCUGUCAUCACAUCUGGAAACUAUCCUGAGAGCAUGCCUGAAGAUGAUGGAUCAGGAAGUGAAGAACCCUCCCCUCAGCAUAGCCCCUUUCUGCUUUUCCUGCUAGUUUUGGUCUUUUUUGUAACAGGCCUGGUUGGAAUUCUGAUUUGCCAUGUUUUAAAAGAAAAAGGGUACCGAUGUCGAACCGCAGGAAAAGAAAAAGAUCCAGAAAUAAAAAACCUGCCAUCACAAGGUGUGACCGAGACUGCCAUUACACUUUCUCAAGCAUAUGCAACCAGGGAUGAUUGUUCAGGCACCCCUCGUCCACCUUGUGCUUCUACUUCUGACACAGAUGACUCUGAAGAUUUGAACGAUGACACAGUGGAGCAGAUUGUGAAAUGCAUCAUACACAAUGAAGCUAACCUGGAAGCUUUGAAGGAGAUGCUGGUGGAACAACAAGGAAAGGAGCCUGCAGUGUCCAGGAUAUCUCCAGUGCAUGGAAAACUUCGGAGUGUUCCUUCUCAUCAUCACACAGUGCACCUAGGCUCAACACAGGCUCCCUGCAUGCACUGCAUCAAGCGGAAGAAACGAUCCACACAGCAGCGCUGUCGAACUAGGGAAAGCAGAGGCCAUAUCUACCCAGGAGAGGUCACUGUAUUCUCUGUGGGAAGAUUCCGAGUUACACAUAUUGGGAAGAAACCAAGUAUCCCAGAGCAAGACCAUGUUCCAGGUUGUAGUGGUAAUGUUGAGGAAGUUGGUAUUAUGCAGCAAAGCAACACCUGUGGAGAAAACUCCUUGACAGACGAUAUUAGUAACUCUCUCCAGGCAGAUACCCCAAAGGAUGAACGAGUCUCUAAUGGAACACUCCAAAUGGAAAUUUAUAAGAAUGGAACAGGGGCACGAACGGUGUCACAGGAAGAGAUAGAUUAUAAGGCUACAGAGUGCACAGCUGACACUAUCCUGAAGACCAGUGUUACAGACAAGAGUCUGAGUAGCUUAAGUACCAGGAAUGGUGAAACUUUAAUGAAAUCUAAGGAAACAAACCACAGCAAUUCAACUCUGAGUGAAGGUCAUGGAAAUGUAAGAGUACUAGCCCCCUCCUCAAGAAAACUUCAAAAUGAUUUGUGCAAGGACAGAAAAAUGCAGACAGGAACAGAGACUAACGGCACGGUCUUGAAUAGUGACAUAGAGAUGGAGGAAAUAAUAGUUGUACAACAUUGGAAUCAAAAUGAAGAUGAAAAUGAAAAAAGUAAAAAAUCAUGAAAUAAGAGAAAAUUAGAAAGAAAAGCCAUGAUUCAAAGGUGUCAAAGGAGAAGAAACUGACAACAGUGAAGACCUGGAAAUAGUACUCAUAAGACUUUGAAGACCUUUCAGAAAGUUUCCAUCCAUAAAAUACCAGAUGAAAUAUAAACUCUCAUACUAAACCAUUGCAUCUAGGAAAUAGGUCACUCAUUCAAUUACUUAUUCAUACAUAGCAAGAAGCAAUCAAAAACCUGUAUUUGUGUUUAUACUAUUUAGCAAAGCAGAUGGAGUAUGAAAGAAGGUGUGCUAUAAACAAUGACCAUGUGAUCUGGAGACGGGUGCAACUUACUGCAGCUUCACAACGAGACUUAAACUGAUGCAUCCCCUUGACAUUUAUGAUGGUCACUUAGAUGGCUGCUGAAGGAGCUGUUCUGUCAGAAUUUGGUUCUGUGGAAUACUAUUACUGCCAACAGUAUAACUUUACUUAAAACUCUCUCUCUAAAUAUUAAAUCCUUACGUAUUUGAUAACUAUAAUACCAGAAAUAAACGACUGUCACACUUUUCUGAUCUGCCAGAGCUAAAUAAAUGAUCAGGACAAUUUAA
Molecule: messenger RNA, 2317 nt
Organism: Protopterus annectens (West African lungfish)
Lineage: Eukaryota; Metazoa; Chordata; Ceratodontiformes; Protopteridae
Gene: RELL2
Product: RELT like 2
Exons: 10
Coding region: 527-1735 (402 amino acids)
Biological process (GO): positive regulation of cell-substrate adhesion; positive regulation of p38MAPK cascade
Source: RefSeq, a predicted model, not a curated record